AUGCAGCAUGAUGAUCACUACUACUACUACAAAGACUCCUACAAGACGACAAAGUACUACGCGUGCCGACAAAGCCAGACUACAAAGUGCAAAGCUCGACUGACUUGUCAUGAUGACGGUACUGUGCACAUCAAGGGAGAUCAUGUCUGCGUCACCGGUGACGAUGUGAUAGCACGAGAUGUGCAAGAAGAGAUGCGCCAACUCCUUGAACUACAAAGUCUUGGUAAUUUGCGAGUUCUCCCAGGACGUGUUUGGCGUGAUGUCAAGGACGAGAUGAUCCGCACAAAACUGUGA
Molecule: messenger RNA, 294 nt
Organism: Phytophthora nicotianae INRA-310
Lineage: Eukaryota; Oomycota; Peronosporomycetes; Peronosporales; Peronosporaceae
Exons: 1
Coding region: 1-294 (97 amino acids)
Source: RefSeq, a predicted model, not a curated record